Messenger RNA from Brettanomyces bruxellensis, 1587 nucleotides. RefSeq lists its product as uncharacterized. Gene Ontology annotation, cellular component: cytoplasm. The transcript is spliced from 2 exons. Gene Ontology annotation, biological process: regulation of adenylate cyclase activity; cytoskeleton organization. Gene Ontology annotation, molecular function: adenylate cyclase binding; actin binding. The coding region runs from base 1 to 1587 and encodes 528 amino acids. The record is from RefSeq and is a predicted model, not a curated record. Lineage: Eukaryota; Fungi; Ascomycota; Pichiomycetes; Pichiales; Pichiaceae.
AUGAGUGAAGGUGAAUUCUCUAUCCACGGCUAUAAUAUUGUGACGCUUCUUAAACGACUUGAAGCAGCAACCUCCCGGUUAGAAGAUGUCACCAUUUUCCAAGAAAAUGCCGUGAAGGCACAAGAAGAAACAGCAGGCACUUCGGGAAGCAAAGUCGAAUCCAAAGCCAAGGCUGAAGAUGAUGUUAUUAAAGCACCAAAGGCAAAAGAGCAAUUGGAAAAGUCAAAAGCAAUUCAGGCUUACGAGGAUUUCAUUGAAGAAUAUGUCGUUCCAUUCGUAGAUAUCUCGAAGAAGUUGGAUCCUGUUAUAGAAAAACAAGCUCAGCUAUUUAAGAAAGCUAUUGAUGAGGAGAAAACGUUUUUAUGGGCAGCAUCUCUUUCGAAAAAAGUCUCCAGCACAGAUCCAGUAUUUGCUGAAAUCUUGAAACCAAUUAAUGAUAUAAUCAGCCAGGUUGUCCAGGUAAAGGACUCGACAAGAGACCCAAAGAUUAGCAACAAUUUGUCCACAGUUGCUGAGGGUGUUCCUGUUCUUGGCUGGAUAUGUGUUGAAGCGCCUGUUUCAUACAUUCCUGAUUUCAAAGACUCGGCCCAAUUCUGGGGUAAUCGUAUUAUGAAAGAGUUCAGGGGUAAGAAUGAGGACCAAGUUUCUUGGGUGAAAGCAUUUCUUGGAAUUUUUGACGCUUUAAAAGCUUUUGUAAAAGAGUACGAAACAACUGGACCAAGUUGGAAAGUUGACGGUGGAGACAUAAAGCAAAAUUUGCAAAAGCUUUCGCCAGAAAAGGUGAGCCAGGAUGCAUCAAAGCCAAAUGCUGGUGCUGCAGCACCACCUCCACCACCUCCACCACCUCCGGCAUCUGUUUUCGUCGCUGGUGAUUCCGAUGAUAAAACGCAGAAAUCAAAUGAUACGACUAAAACAGGUAUGAACGCGGUUUUCUCGGAGUUGAAUCAAGGAGAAGAUAUCACCAAGAAUUUAAGAAAGGUGGAAAAAUCUCAAAUGACACACAAAAACCCAGCAUUGAGGGCAUCGGGUAAUAUUCAGGUUCACAAGCCUGUUCCGCCUAAGAAGCCAAGAAACCUCUCUCAGAGACAAACAAGAACUUCGAAGCCACCUAGAAAGGAGUUGGUCGAUAACAAAUGGAUGGUUCAAAACGUUGUAGAGACGGCAGGAGGUCAACCGUUAACACUUGAAGUUACAAUGGACCAGAGUGUGUUUAUUAGUGAUUGUGAAGCAAUUGUUGUUCAGAUUAAAGGUAAAGUUAAUGCUGUCACUAUUAAUUCCUGUAAAAAGGUUGGUGUUAUUUUAGAUAGCGGAAUUUCUGCUGUUGAUAUCAUCAAAUCAGAGCACAUCGAAGUUCAAAUCGAGAAGCAUAUUCCAACAAUUUCAGCUGAUCAAACAGACACUCUUACAAUUUACUUAUCUAAAUCAAGUUUGGAUACCGAAAUUUAUACUUCUUCAACUACAUCUCUGAAUAUUGAGAUCGAACAGGGUGAUGAUAUGAAGGAACUUGCUGCUCCAGAGCAAUUUAAGCACACGAUCGAUGCUAAAAAUGGAAAAUUGAUUUCUGUUCCUGUCGAGCACUCCAGCUAG